Messenger RNA from Rhodamnia argentea, 1768 nucleotides. RefSeq names its product neurofilament heavy polypeptide. Bases 194 to 1549 code for a protein of 451 amino acids. The record is from RefSeq and is a predicted model, not a curated record. The transcript has a single exon. NCBI's taxonomy places the organism in Eukaryota, Viridiplantae, Streptophyta, Magnoliopsida, Myrtales, Myrtaceae.
AUUUCAAAACCCUCAACGGUCGAAAACACUCUCAAAACCUAAUCCCCCUCGCCCACACUUUGCUUCCUCCAAAUCCGAUUCCUCUGCCACCCCUUCCUUCCCCAAGAACCCCCUCAAGAAUCAUCGACCCGCCAACCCAAGAAGAAAGAAUCUACGGAUCCUGCUUCGCGUCGCCUUGCUGGGAUCCAAAAAGAUGAGUGUUCUUGAGUACCCAGAUGCGAUGGACGCACCCGAGCUUCAGAUAUGGAACAACGCCGCCUUCGACAAUGGAGAAUCCGAAGAUUCUGCCGCCGCUGUCGCCCUCAAGGCCUCCUGGUCUUCCGUCAACCCCGUCUUCGUGAAGCUCUCUGAAUCGCUUGAGUCGGACGAUUUCAGCAAAGAAAACCGGAGUCCCGAGUGUGCCAAUUCCCAGAUUUCGCUCAAAUCCUCCAUCCCUUCGAAGCUCCAGUCGAAGCAGAGCGUCCUGGAGCCUCUGUCGACCAAAGCCAAAGAUCCAGAAGACAAGGGCAGGACCAUCGAUGCGGAGAUUCAGGAGUUAGAGAAGGAGAUUUCGCGCUUGUCGUCGAGGCUCGAGGCGCUUCGCCUCGAGAAGGCCAAAACGGGGGAUGAGAAAAAGCCCCGUGGGAGAGUGGUUGCAGCCAAGUUCAUGGAGCCGAAACAAGUGGGGAUCGGAAGGGAUCCGGAUGCGGCGAAGAGGAUCGAGGAAACUCCACUGUCGAGCGCAAAGCCGAAAUUGAACCGAAGAGGACUCAGUUUGGGGCCGGCCGAGAUUGCUUCAAGCGCUGUCAAAUCACGGCCCUCCAUCAAGGGAGAGAUCACUCCCGCACUGUCGAUACAGAACCGGAGGAAAUCAUGCUUCUGGAAGCUCGAGGAGAUCGAUGAAUUGAAAGUCACGAAGGAGAGAAGGAAGAGCAUAAGCGCGACCACAAGCCCAGGUAAUGCGCGCAAAACAUUCCCCAAAAUUCAACCUCAAAAGCAAGCCGCGACGACGGCAGCAUCUAGGAGGUUCACGAAGAAGGAAGAAGCAAUAAUUGCCUCGAUCCAGCCCAAACGCCUAUUCAAAGACGGAGAGAAAUCUGUGCCCACAAAGAAGCCAGGAAAGCCGGGUCGGGUUGUGGCCAGCCGGUACAGCCAGAUCACUAUGAGCGCCGCGAGGAAGAGGUCAUUCCCAGAAAAUAACAACAAGGAUGAGGGCGAGAGGGUCGACAAAAGGCGAGCUUCGGCGGGAUUGAAUACUCAGGGGAACGAGAGCAAAGUGAAGAAGAAGUGGGAGAUUCCGAGCGAAUUAGUAGUCUAUGAAAGUAAGAAGGACGAUUCAGCAGCAGAGGCGAUGCAGACCCCAUCGUCGAUCGGGAGGAUAAGCAACAUGUUGCCGAAGAUAACGGCGGUGAGGUUCGUGAAUGAGAGCCCAAGGGACUCGGGAGCUGCGAGGAGAGUGGCUGAUUUGGUCGGGAGGAGGAAUUAUUUCGGCGGCGGUGGCAAUGUGGAGGAGGUGGAGCUGCAGAUGCCAUUUUGUCCGGCUUUGAGCUUCAUACAAGAUGAUGAAUGAACAAAGGGGAAGCUGAGUUUUUUUUUUUCCUUUUACUUGGGUUAUUUUCGGGUGAAUUCUGGAGUUUUACUGGUUCAAAGGACAGCUCCAAACAUAACUCUUGUUAUGCUUUGGCUUCUGCUGUGUCGGUACGGGGUUUGUAGUUAAAAGAGAUUGGCUGUCUUUGUCAGUACCAUACCAUAUUAGGCAAUAAUGAUUGGGAUGGUGCUCCUCUUGCUU